Brenthis ino (lesser marbled fritillary) is the source of this 4026-nucleotide messenger RNA. The record is from the annotation of a GenBank genome assembly. NCBI's taxonomy places the organism in Eukaryota, Metazoa, Arthropoda, Insecta, Lepidoptera, Nymphalidae.
AUGAGUCUGAUGGCGAUUGUCAAGUUGGGAUACACCCUUGUGGUGGUCACAUUCCUGUUAAUGAUAUGGGCGUCACUAUCGCGAGCAUUAGAAUUACACGUCGAUACUGGUCACCCACCAUGCUUGUUCCAAGCUCUUUGCACGUGUUCAAAACCUGCAGGAGAUCUAGGCAUCGUUACGUGUAACUACGUGCCCAUACUGCGGGUACCGGCAGCAGUGAAUAGCUCUAAAGUCUUCACGCUUCAGCUCACUGGAAAUAAGAUUAGAGAUCUUGAACCCCACUUCUUUCAAGCAACCGGUAUGUACAGACUGGCUAUAAACCAGAAUCCACUUGAGAGUAUACAAGAUGAAGCAUUUUAUGGACUAGACAAUACUCUGUGGGAGUUGGAACUAAAGCAGGACAGAUUGACGGCAGUCCCCAGCCGAGCUUUGAGGUACCUCCAAAAGCUACGUCUGCUUGAUUUAACGGGCAAUGAAAUAACAGAUGUUACGGGGGACAAUUGGCUUGGCCUUGAGAACUCGCUGCAAACCCUCGUCCUAGCAGAGAACUCCAUAGCUAGCCUACCUUUAGAUGCAUUCUCUGGAUUACUCAACUUAGAAACUUUGGACUUGCACGGCAACCACCUAUCUGUGAUCGACAGUGGCGUCUUCAGAGAUGGUAUGAGCAGACUAAGUAAGCUUCUCCUUGGAGACAAUCAGCUCACGUUGAUCCCUUACGAGGAGCUGUCACCACUACGCCAAUUGCGUUAUUUGGACCUAUCUAACAAUUUGAUUAAGCAAGUACCGCCUGCACAUGAAUUGAACGGCGUCAGGCUUUCUUUGGACUAUUUAAAAUUGGAUCAAAAUAAUAUUCGUGUAUUAUUACCAGGGUCAUUCAAUUACUUUAACAUCUUAAACACAACAACUUUAAAUGGCAACCCCAUAUACACAAUAAGAGAAGACGCAUUCCGCAAUGCAAAAAUCAGGACACUGUCUCUCAGAGAUUGUGGUGUCACAGAGUUAUCGCCCGCGUCCUUCGCCGGCCUCGAGAACAGCCUGCAGAGCUUGGAUCUAUCUGAAAACAACUUGACUAUGAUAUCGAAGUUUAUGCUCAAUAAGUUGGACUCGUUAAGAUUCUUGAACCUUAGGGAAAAUAAGGUGGAUACAAAUUUGCUUUCAUCUAACAGUCCAUCUGAAUACGGUAUGCAAGUCACGAACAGCUUUCAAUACAAGUUGUUCUUUUUGGACAUUAGCGGUUCCUCGUCUCUCGAAAUGACUUUGCAAGAUGUUAGAAGAAUGCGAUCUCUCCGAUUCCUAUCGGUCAGUAAAUUGAUCAAACGAAGUAUAAGCACAGAUGAUUUUGUUGAUUUUGGUGUAGAAUUAGAAGAUUUGAAAAUUAUUGGUAGUAACAUAAACAGAAUAGAAUCGAGUGCCUUCCAACAUGUCCGGACUAUCAAAACAUUGGAUCUAUCGGAAAAUAAUAUCGAUUAUAUCGAUCCAUUUGCGUUUGCAGAGUUACAUAGUUUAACAUCAUUGAAAAUGGCAAACGGUUUGGAAGACUCUGUAAAAAUAUUGCCGUUUGAACCUUUAAAGGCUCUCAUAGAGUUGGAGAAUUUGGAUUUAAGUAAUAAUAAACUGAAGAACGUUCCAGAUACGUCAUUCCACUUCAUGUAUAAACUAAAGAGAUUGAAUUUGCAAGAUAAUUUGAUUGAUCAAUUUUCUAAAGGCACUUUACAGGGUGACAUUCAUCGUCAGUUAGAAAGUGUAUGCUUAUCGCUUAAUCAGAUGCAAAGGAUAGAUCAACACACAUUUGUAAACUUACUAGAAGUACAGGAGAUACUUAUUGAAGACAAUUUAAUAGAGACUGUACACAGACGAUCGUUCGCGAGCUUAGAUAACUUAAAAGUGAUUCGGUUGAGAGGAAAUAUUAUCACUGUUAUUAGUGAAGAAGCUUUCCAGAACCUGCCAGCACUUAAAGAGUUAGAUAUAUCAUUUAAUCAGUUGGAAACGUUUAAAUUUUCUAUCUUUGAUCAAGUUGGAUCUGCUACGGCUUUAAAAGUCAACGUUUCGUACAACAGAAUUAUUUCUCUUGCGGACUCCAAUGCACCAAGUUUCUUCUCGUCGAAUUUCUAUCCACCACCUAAAGCUCAGAGAUUAGAAUCUGAGGAUGCCAGUCCUCUACGUAUAGAAAGAGGUCUCGGAACUGUAUCAGUAAAUAUUCGAGUUUUGGAUUUUUCACAUAACAACAUAUCAUACAUAGCGCCAUAUUACUUCAGACAUGCGGAACUAACACUAUCGGAGCUGGACUUAUCACAUAAUCUUAUACGAAAUGUAACACGGGAGGUCUUCGGUUCGAUGCUUAUGUUACAAUAUCUAGAUUUGUCACACAACCAAAUAUUCCAUAUGGAGUACGACUGUUUUAAGAAAGUUAAGAAUUUGCAGAUUAUAGAUUUAUCUCACAAUUAUCUCAUAGAGCUGCCAGUCGAAGUGUUCCAUGACAUGCAAGCUCUUACAUCCGUCGAUCUCUCGGAUAACAAUAUUAAGAACUUAGCAGACAACCUUAUUAUAUCUCCAGCUUUGGAAAGGUUAGACCUAUCCGACAAUGACCUAUCCAGGAUCCCAACAAACUGCCUAUCACCGGCGGCAGCUAUCAAUUUAGUUGAAUUGGAUUUAAGCGGCAAUACGAUACCCAAUGUCGCCAUAGCUGAUUUAGUUCAAAGGUUUAGACACGAACCGAGCGAGUACUGGCUGGAGGAGCCCGACUACAGCGACGAGUACAUGUACCACACAGCUAGACGAGACCACCCGCGCGUGUUGCACAGAAAGAUACAGUACCCGCAGAAUGUGUUGUACAAGUCGCUUGCCUGGUUGGACCUAUCGGACAACCACUUGGUUAGAGUCGAAAGCGGUUCGUUCACGGCCUUACCAAAGCUCCUUUGGUUAGACUUAAGUAUGAACACGCCGUUCAACACUGGUGAACGAAGUGGUGGUAUCUUCAAAGGCUUAGAAAGACGUUUGUUGCAUCUAGGACUGAAGAAUGUUAGUUUGACUGCAGUUCCAUCGAUGCCCUUACCAAAGCUGAAGAGUUUAGAUUUGUCCUAUAACAAUUUACCAUCUAUACCAACCGACACGACGGCAAAUCUCACACGUCUUCGAUCUUUGGAUCUUUCUUACAAUGAUUUGACUAAUGUACCUGUUGCCACGCAUUCACUAAGUGACCUUCGUUGGCUUUCGUUAUCUGGGAACCCGAUAACGGCUCUGAUGAACACCAGUAUGUAUGGAGUAUCACCACGACUUGAGUAUCUUGAUAUUACACAUUUGCGACUGAGUAUUCUAGAGCACGGGGCCUUCAGUAAGAUGUACGGAUUACGAACGCUAAAAAUUUCAGUCAAUGGAAAUGUUAGAGACUUUAACUUACCAAAAAUACUUACCCAAAAUGCCGCAUUGGAGAAUCUUUAUAUACAAGUUGAUAAUAACCAAGUUGAUCUAAGCAAAGAAAUGAACGGUUAUUUGCCUUCGAAAUUAAACAAUCUCACUAUAACUGGUAGGGCUUUAAGAGCCCUCUCUCAAAAAGUGCUAAGUGGUGUGACAUGUCAAAAUUUCCAACUAACGAUCUACAAUACGAGCAUCCAGGAGAUAAUGGGUGAAGUAUUUUGGAAACCUGGUCGUAUAAGGAAUUUGACGUUAGAUUUGAGACAUAAUCAAAUAUCUAGGGUACCUAACCCAGGUAAACACGAAUGGCCUGGGGUACCUAACUCAGUGUUUCUACAAGAUAUUUAUGUGUCGGGAAAUCCUUUACAAUGCGACUGUAGUAUUGGUUGGGUUCAAGCUUGGGACAGAAAGAGAAGACAGUAUUUAUGCGACGGUCCAUCUGAAUGUAUAGCGACGAGAGAUGAUCUCAGAUUUGCAAAGUGUCCAUCUCAUUAUAACAGAACUUUCAGUGAUGUUAUUGCUAAAGAUUUGGACUGCAGCUGGAGCAAGGGGUUCUUUAGAUCCCCAAAUUUCUACAUCGUAAUACUAAUGUCUAUACUUACAUACUUUUACAUA